AUGACUCUGGAGAUUAGUUUUAGUAACGUAGCCUUAGAACCAGAGUGUAAUGAGUUGAAGACCCAGCUCAGUUUGCCAUCCAGCGUGCGUAUCACUGGAGGGACAUCCUACACCUACACAGCUGCCCAGCUGCACCUGCACUGGGGUGGAAAGACUGCAGAAUCCCACGGCUCAGAGCACCGCAUAAAUGGAGUUCAGUAUGACAGUGAGUUGCACAUUUUACACUACAAUUCUGAGCAAUAUAGCAGUGCUGAUGAAGCCCAAGGAAAGCCUAAUGGUUUAGCUGUGGUUGCAGUCCUCAUUCAGGCUAAGAAAGAUAAAAAGAAUCCUUAUUACGAGGAGAUUUUUUCCCGUUUGUCUGAGAUCCCAAAUGUAGGGGACAACGUAACUCUGAACUCCAUCGAUGUCCAGGGCUUGUUGCCCCAUGACUUCUCAAGAUACUUCCUAUAUUAUGGCUCAUUGACCACUCCCCCCUGCUCUCAGAAUGUUACGUGGAUAGUUUUGGCAGAACCUGUCACCAUUUCCAAAGCACAGCUGGACAAGCUACAGAACUCACUCCUGAAUAGUAAUGAUGAAGCACUUCAAAAUAACUUCCGGGAGCCUAAGCCCCUCAACAAAAGGAUAGUGGAGGCCAAUUUUCCACCUGAACAAGGAGAAGGAAAAGAGUCAUGGUCACGGUCACAGUCCAAGCCCAAGAAGGCCGCCAAGAAGCGUAAUGACAGCUGA
Molecule: messenger RNA, 726 nt
Organism: Trichosurus vulpecula (common brushtail)
Lineage: Eukaryota; Metazoa; Chordata; Mammalia; Diprotodontia; Phalangeridae
Gene: CA6
Product: carbonic anhydrase 6
Exons: 7
Coding region: 1-726 (241 amino acids)
Cellular component (GO): plasma membrane
Molecular function (GO): carbonate dehydratase activity; zinc ion binding
Source: RefSeq, a predicted model, not a curated record